AUGGAAGGAUUGGAGAUUCCGAAGGCAUCAAAGACCCAAAAAGCGCCGCCAUUGAAGUGCCCUCGCUGCUAUUCCGCCAACACCAAGUUCUGCUACUAUAACAACUACAGCCUCACUCAACCGCGCCACUUCUGUCGCACAUGCCACCGCCACUGGACCGCCGGCGGCGUCCUCCGCAACAUUCCCGCCAGCGGCAGCCGCAAAAACAAACGCCAAAAGACAACCACGACCACCAACGCUUCCACCUCCGCCGCCGCCGGGCACUUUCCGUCUAUCACUACCCCGGCAGUGACGGAGAACAAUGAUAGGUUCGAAAAUUUACUUACGAGGAAUUUCCGACCGUUUGAAUUUGAAUUCGGGACAGUGAGCUCUGGUUUUAGCUUCCCUGUGAACUCCACUUCGUUGUUUCCUUCCACGGAUUAUAGUUUUGGAAGAUCAAAAGAAGGGUUAGAAAUGGAUGAAUCGAAGUUUUCUACGAGUUUUUCCGUUGAGGAGUCGCUGGUUUUUCCUGCUGGUUUCCUGGAUUUUUGGAACGGCGGCGUCGAUUUCAUGGCCGGCGGUUAUUGA
Molecule: messenger RNA, 567 nt
Organism: Dendrobium catenatum
Lineage: Eukaryota; Viridiplantae; Streptophyta; Magnoliopsida; Asparagales; Orchidaceae
Product: dof zinc finger protein DOF1.4-like
Exons: 1
Coding region: 1-567 (188 amino acids)
Biological process (GO): regulation of DNA-templated transcription
Molecular function (GO): DNA binding; DNA-binding transcription factor activity
Source: RefSeq, a predicted model, not a curated record